Messenger RNA from Cercospora beticola, 5278 nucleotides. RefSeq lists its product as uncharacterized. NCBI's taxonomy places the organism in Eukaryota, Fungi, Ascomycota, Dothideomycetes, Mycosphaerellales, Mycosphaerellaceae. The record is from RefSeq and is a predicted model, not a curated record.
CAUCACCACUUGAACACCAUCGCACACGACCGACGAUCCGCCGACAAGCUGCAGCGCCCCUCCGCGACUCGAAUACAUCUGGUCAAACGCGCUGCUGAGCAGUGGUCGGCGACUGACGGAAGAUGCGCGUGAGCUGGUGACAGCACGCGUUUUGGAGAAGCGGCAGUCUCACGUACUCACCUACGAGCAUUGAACGAAUACCACACGACGACUGAGCACUGCGCACCUCACGACAACGAUGCCGGCUCAACGGCCACGGGCAUCGUUCGAGCCCAUCGCCCCUGACUUCGAUCUAAAAGCACUGGUCGAGUCCACGCCGAACUUCCAGUAUGUCGACCGCAUCAGUUGCGAGAUGAUCGAUCAACAAGGCUUGGCUGCCUUUGAAAAAUUGGUUCUGUUACAUGUUGUUGUUGGGGGCAAGCCGCUCGUCAUCGAUGGCUUCGAAGACCGCCUGGACCCGUGGACAUUCACAGCGAAGUGGCUGCGUGACAACUGCGGUGACAAGGUGGAGCAUGCUCGCAAUCUCACUGCAAAGGAGAACCUCCCGCUCACCAUGGGACAUUAUUUGAGGAACAUGGGACUCCUCACAAACCAAUUCUUCGACAAGCCUGGCGCCUAUCGUGAGAAGAACCGCCAACGAGUAUAUCUCAAAGAUAUUGAUUGUCCUGCUGUGUGGUGGGACAAGUUGAAAGAGCAUCUGCCUGCCGCUCUGACAUACCUUAACGACAGCACCGGAGAAAUUGGUGGACCAGGAGCCAAACCAGAUCCGACGAGCGCGGCACCUGGUCGCAGACUUGGCAAGGGCAUUGCAAGAGCUGGUGACCUAAUGAGCUCGCUCCCACUUGAUAUGCGAGCAGAGAACUUGAUGUGCUACAUUGGUCAUGAGGGGACAUAUACACCGGCCCACAGAGAGAUGUGCGCUUCAUUGGGCCAGAACAUCAUGGUCGAGGCUUCCAACACUGUGUCUGACGAUGGCAAGGCUGAGAAGCCAGGCUCGUCCAUCUGGUUCAUGACAGAAUCGAAAGAUCGACACACUGUGUCAGAAUACUUCUUGUCGGUCCUCGGUCAUGACAUUGAGGUCGAAAAUCACUUUGCUCAGGUCGUUGCAUGGAAGAAAGCACCUUUCACCGUCUAUGUUGUUGAGCAAAGACCUGGAGAUUUUAUUCUCAUUCCGCCUCUCGCUCCCCACCAAGUUUGGAAUCGUGGAACACGCACGAUGAAAGUGGCCUGGAAUCGCACGACUGUUGAGACCUUGGAGAUGGCACUGAACGAAGCGAUCCCGCGAUCCCGGAUCGUAUGCAGAGACGAGCAGUACAAAAACAAAGCCAUCAUAUACUACACCCUGCAGAAAUAUUCGAGCCUCCUCUUAGACGCCCAACGCCAAACAGCGAUGAUGCCAAGAGAUGCAGUGCAUUCUUUCCUGUAUUCCGGCAAGAUCAGGCAAUUGAUCAAGGACUUCAAACGCUUGUUCGCGCUGUACAAGCAAAUGCUACUUACAGAAAUGUUCUCUCCCGAAGAUCGCGACUCCCCUAAGAAUAUCGAAUAUUUACCCUUUGACAGCAACGUCACUUGCGCGUAUUGCCGAUGCAACAUCUUCAACCGAUUUUUGACUUGCCCUUGCUGCAAGGAUAUGCUUGGGCACCAUGCUGAUGCCGAAGAUGGAGAUCCUUACGAUGUAUGUAUGGACUGCUAUGCGAUGGGCCGUUCAUGCUACUGCAUAAGCGGCUUGAAAUGGGUUGAGCAAUUCAAGUGGAAAGAACUGGUCAGCAAGUACGAAGGCUGGCGUAAGAUGAUCAUUGAGUUGGAUGGCGGCCAGAUCACGGACAAGACGCCACUCUCACUUCUCGAAGAGCGUAGGCGGUAUGGAAAGAAGACUCUUGCAGAGGUCUGCAAAGACCAGUUGAAGCGACGCCCGUUCAAAGACCCACACAAGUCAGAUGAACCAAAGGAGGACGACGAGUCCGAGGAAGAGAUCGUAGUCGGCGAUGACGGCACAGUCAAGAAAGUCACCAAGAAGAAGAGCAAGUCAUGGCUCAAGAACAACAAGCCGUGUCAUGUCUGCUGCCACAGGCAUCCUGUAUGGAAAAUGGCGCAGUGCACGACCUGCGACCGUGCCUGGUGCUACGGAUCUCUCUUCCGCGGUUGGGACAAAAUGCCCCUAGAGAUUAUGGAGAACCCAGACUGGUCGUGCCCGCACUGUCUAGGAAUUUGCUUCGCCGGCGCUUGCAAACGUGAAGGCAAGAUGCAACCUUACGAGCCGAAGGGCACUCUGCUUGGACACGACACGAAGAAGGUCGCCGAUGUGCGCAGCACAGAAGCACUCGUCGACUUUUCCGUCAGCAACCUGAAUUGGUUGAAAGAGGAUGAGCAAGGCAACAAGUUGGACACGCGCCGCCUGAAGCGAGCUCGUGCAGAGGCGGACCGUGAGAAAGACCAAGAUCCCAAUGUCAGCGACGAUGGAGGCGAUGUUGACGAGACACAAGUCGCCAUGGAGUACUCUCCGGUGGAUGCUGGUCCUCUGGAUCCCGCUCUGGGAGGCGAGCCUAUCGCUUCAAGCAGUCGGCACAACAACCUUGGUGAUCUGGACGACGAAGCAGCUCUUGCUCGGAGGCUGCAAUUGGCAAAUGCUUCGCUACCUGGACCUGCCGGCAUGGUCGCGGGUGCACCUGUCAGCGGCGUUCCGGAUGGCUAUGCUCCUCUCACGGCAGCUGGUUAUGCCGGAUAUGCACCAGAAGCUUCAAUGUAUCCCGAACCCGAAGGAGACAACUCGUAUCACUACCCCAUCCGGAAUGGCGACAAUUUCGACGAGACGCCUGGAAAGAAGGGCAAGGGGAAGAAACGCAAGCAGGUCCGCGGAACUGGCGAAGAGGAGGACGAAGACGAAGAUAUCGCUAUGUCGAAGGCACCGAAACAGAAGAAGCCGCGACUGAUGGCGGCAGGAUUUCGCUCACACGACCUCGCCGAGGAGGCCGUCGGUGCAUCGGCAUCCAAAGCAAAGAAUGAGGCACAGCGCCAAUUCGAGAAGGAGAAAGAGCGUAAAGCGCUAGACAAGGCGAAAGCCGAAGGUCGCUUCAUCAUGUUGCAAGCUGCCAUCAAGGGCAAGAAGCGUAUCGUAAAACUCCCAAUACCUGGCAACCGGCUAGCACAGGUCAUCGCGCAGCAGGCAGCAAAGGCUGCCUUUUCUGCGACAAAUGGGCCUGACGCGGACGCUGAGCACGAAAUGGAAGACGGAGCUCAAGACGAGGAGCAAGAUACCAGUGGCUUGCUGUUGAAGUCCGACAUUGCACCCAAGAGGAACCCAACAGAGGCCCGAGAGCAGCGACUACGUGACGGCAUAAUCGUACAUGGGGGCGCUAAGAAGGCAUUGGUUCCCGUGGAGAAGGAUGACAACUAUGGCUAUGUGUAUCGCCAGAGGUUGCCGAAUGGUCAAAGAGUUAGGCGCGAUAUGAGCAAACCGCAACCAACGCUGGCCAGCAGCAAAUCACGCCGAAAGAGCCAAAAGAAGGCGACAAUGUACGAGGAGGUCGACAUCGGCUCAGACGAUGACGAUUUCGAAGAGGGCACUUCCUUUGUCGCAAUCAACAGUACAGCUGGGAGGAAUCGUCGCUCCCUCCCUGGCUAUCUUCAAGACCGCCACGAAGACGAUGAUGAAGAUGCCCCUUCCGCACUGCCCGAUGACCAUCGAGAUCGUCCCGCUAAGCAGCGACCGUAUUCAACGCAGCGCAAGCGUCAGAGUAUCAGCGAAGCAGAUGCGCAGCUUCAGCAGGAGACACAAGAUGCUGCUGCUACUCCCUCUCUUGUAAGGCCAGCUGCUUCGUCGUCGAAGAAAGCGGCCGGCAGACCUUCUUUCGCCGGCAAAGGGCCUGUAAUGCGGCCAUCGAAUGCUCAAGAACCCAUCACGAUCGAAGACGAUGGCGAGACGAGUGACGAAGACAUUGACGCGACCGGAGGGGCCCCGAAUGGCAGCACUGUGAAUAGCACGCCAGCCACGAAUGGUUCAACCUCCCGACCUACGUCGACGGGCAAACCGAGGGGCAGGCCGUCGAAGCCUCUCGGAAACAAGACUGCCGCUGCUGCGGCGGCGGCGGCGAAGAAGGCCGAAUUGGACGCUCAGCGCAAGGCUGCUGAGGAUGCAGAACAGCAACGCCAGCAAGCAGAGGCCAAUAGACUCGCGAAGUUGCAGGCAUUACAGAUGCUCGAAAGCGGUGACAUGGACUUCGAUCCAUUUGACAUGAACCGAGCCGGCGGCAGUACGAUGUUCGAUGAUGGUUUCGACGACGAAAGUGAUGACGGCGCGGACGAGAUUCCUGCACGGUAAACGUGGAGUGAGAAAGUUGAAGUUGUGAAUUGAAGAAAGAUUCGCAAGGUCAUAGCUUGGAGGACAGUAUACAACACGGACCAAGCCCAACACAGCGAAUUACUGCACACGAAGAGACAGCAGCAUCUUGAACAUCGUGUUAGCACCGCUCAGGUUGUACAGUAUUGCCCAUGAGGCAUUCUUGCAUUACAUUGCAUCGCGCUUUGGCCGUCUCUUGCUGCAGAAGAAAACAAAAAAUGCCAAAGCGUUCGCUCCCAAUGCAUCACCAUGAUCGGCUACCACCAGUAGCAGUCGGUUUCCAUCUCGUUCCCAACUGCCGCGCUCGAGACACGCGCCGAUCUGGCACUAAGCCACCACGCGAGCGACCCUGUUACGCCAUGUUUGUUUUCUCGAACGAAUAAGUCUGCCAAGUCAUGCAGCGAACACCAUCUGUGGCUUGCGGUUGUUGGCCGUUUAUGGUUUGGGCUGGGAGGCUAACAACCACAUGUUGUGGCGGCCCGCCAGUUACCUCCUCGUACCGAAAGCGCCUCUUACUUUUUGCUUCGCGAGUCAUGGACAUAAGUUUCUUGUCGUGUGCGUAGGGAGUAGGCUAACACGUGAAGCGACGACCUGGUUGUUUUAGAAGUUUGGUGAUGAUACACACAACGGCCGUUCGCGCGUUGCGUCUGUGCCGUACGUCAGACUAUGUUUCAGGGCUGUGAUCCUGCUCGCCUUUUUGUUCGUUUGGGGUCUGGUAGCAACGGACUAGGUGUGUUCUAGGUUUGGUGCGUGGCUGCCUUUGACGUUUGAUGAGACAGCUUGGUGAUGGAGCGGAGCGGCAGAGGCUGUGGUCACGGAUGUGGUACGGGACAUGUGUUCACUGCCGUGACACGGCAUGCCGAUUGGUCGGCAAUUGGACUUGGUGCCGUAUUUUCUAGAUUGUUCGCUCGGCAGGACGAAUUGACUGGAGCGCUGUAGAGG